Molecule: messenger RNA, 778 nt
Organism: Onychomys torridus (southern grasshopper mouse)
Lineage: Eukaryota; Metazoa; Chordata; Mammalia; Rodentia; Cricetidae
Product: armadillo-like helical domain containing protein 1
Exons: 6
Coding region: 282-647 (121 amino acids)
Source: RefSeq, a predicted model, not a curated record
AGGACCAGGGGCCUCUCCAGCAUCUCUGUCCUUCCCCAGCCAUCGAGCUGAUAAAGGACCUGACCCACUAUGACGUGCGCUUGCCUCUGCUCAAGGGCCUUGUGGCUCUGCUUAUCCCACCAGUCAAGGAGACUUCCAGACUGCAGGCCAAGAUCUUCACUGACCCUUCGGUUCUCCAGAUCAGCACCCAGCUACCAGUGUUCUUGAAGCAGGCUGCAGCCGCCAAGACCAUUGGGAUCCUGGCACGCGAUGACUUGAAACUGGCAGAGGAGCUGCUGCACAUGCGUGUGGUCCACAGCCUGAUGUCAGCCAUGGGCAACACCGACCACAGCAACAGCCAGAGGCUGGCCAGCCUCACACUAGAGUUCUUUGUGCAAAUGUUCCCAUUGGUGGAGGAACAUGUCCGCAAGUCCAUGGGGGAGGAACUCUUCCAGCUCUUCCUUAACAACGCUGAGCUCCUGUACACAAAAAUAGAUAGCAUUCAGGCAGACAUCUUGGCGGCCAACAAGGUCAAUGUUACCAAAGCCUUACACCUCUGUGAAGGCUCCACCAACAGCUGCUUCAGCUUCUUCAUGGGCCCUGGAGACAUGAACGAGGUGGAGUACAUCGCCCACUUUGAGAGGCUUCCUUCAGAAUCCAAGGAGUGACAGACCCCUGUGGCAAACCAGCUUUGAAGAAAGUGCCGCUUGGUUCUGGGUGGGAAGCUGGGAGUUAGAAAAUGCAGUGGGGAGGGGGGCGUUGCUGCAGAAAAGUCUAAUAAAGAGUUUUGAUAGCUGUG